This is a messenger RNA of Cephus cinctus (wheat stem sawfly), 1784 nucleotides long. RefSeq names its product superoxide dismutase [Cu-Zn]. Bases 285 to 932 code for a protein of 215 amino acids. The transcript has 5 exons. NCBI's taxonomy places the organism in Eukaryota, Metazoa, Arthropoda, Insecta, Hymenoptera, Cephidae. Gene Ontology annotation, biological process: removal of superoxide radicals. Gene Ontology annotation, molecular function: superoxide dismutase activity; copper ion binding. The record is from RefSeq and is a predicted model, not a curated record.
CAAGACAUAACUGCGUUACCUUACGUCGGUGAACGUCAGUUCUCUUUCAGUUUCAGUAACAUUGUCGAUAGCGACGUGUGUGCCAUACUUUUAAACAGUUCAGAAGCAUAACAGAUUAAUCGAAUAGGUUUCGUGGGUAUUUCAUACAAAUAAAUCAAUAUUUCUACUAUACUGAUCUUCGAACGAAAUUUUUAAACGAAGCUGUUUACAUAAAAUUGUGAAAAGUUUCCAAGUGCACAGAUAUUAGAGACUCUUGAAACUGCAGUAUAAACACUUUAGUCACAAUGAACAAAAUGAUCGCGUUCCUUUUGAUGGCGGUGCUGGCUAGUGCGUCGGCUGAAGUAAGUACAAAGGAAUUAGUGGCUGUCGUACGCUUGACGCCACAUAACUCUACAGGGGGCCCCAAUGUCAAUGGUGCGAUUACGUUCACCCAGAGUGCAACAAAUGGACCGGUGACUGUCACUGGUACCAUUUCCGGUCUCAAGGAAGGUCUUCAUGGUUUCCACGUUCAUGAGAAGGGAGACCUUAGCAGUGGCUGCACUUCCGCUGGAGGUCAUUUCAAUCCCAAUGGCCAAAAUCAUGGCGCUCCGGGAGACGCUGUCAGACACGUCGGUGAUCUUGGAAAUAUUCAAGCCAACAGCGAGGGAAUUGCUACAGUAAACAUCACCGACACUGUCAUCUCUUUGAGCGGCGCAAACAACAUCCUGGGCCGUGCUGUCGUUGUUCACGAGGACGCGGAUGAUCUUGGCAAAGGCAAUCAUUCGCUAUCAUUGACAACAGGAAACGCUGGAGCCCGUUUAGCUUGUGGAGUCAUUGGCGUCAGCUCACCAAAUAGCAACUGGUCAGGCGCUGGUAUAGCAAUUGUUUCAUCAUACGUGGUCAGCAUCCUCCUACCAGCUGCUGCACUUGUUUUAAGCUUCUUGGAUUACUAGAACAUACCUUGAGAUAUGGGAUGUUAUACGGAUUUUAAAUACAAGACUAAAGGACAUUGGCUAUGAUGUUAGCUAACCGCAAUUUACAUAUAUACAUUCCACGUUAACUGGACAGACAUAUUUAUUCUUUUUUUUUUCAAAUAAAUAUUAUUAUUAUUUUAUUGGCAAAAGUGCUCGAGAUGUAUAUCUGUAGAUUUUUACUGUUUUAUUUAACUCCGGAGUAAGCGUAUGGGGGUAUAGGGGUAUCAGAUACUCCAACUCAAUGCUUUUCAAAUAGAUAACACAAUCAUACGACUAUUACUGGGUUAAUAAAUAUAAACACUUUUGUUGAAACAAAGUGAAUCGAUAAGUAUCAGGUUAUUUACAUUUAUUCUUGUUUAUUUGGUAAUGAGAAAUGUGUAAGAACCAUUUCUCUGUAAUCAGUUGUUAUACUUUAUAAUUUCUUUGGUAAGUCGAAUGUGUUAUAUUUAUUUUGGUGAUACGAUGUACACUCAGUAACCUUUUCGCUGCCUACUAAAAUAAUGAAAAGCGGUAAAUCUGCGCGUACCUAGUAUGUACUAAACAGCGAAAGAGUUAGGUAUGAGUACGUAAAUUAAAAUUUCGUUGUACACUGCAUUUAUUAUGCUGUAGAGACUUAAGAGUUCAUUAUUUGUUAAGGGGUAGUACUUUGUAACCUGAAAGUGAAAUAUAAUUUUGAAAAUCUAAUAAUAAACUAUUAUGCAAAAACAGUGCAGGCAGACUUUUGCAAGCUGCAUUGUUAUUCGCAUGAUACUUUCAUCUGAAAUAAUUGCGAAAUAAAAGAAUAAAACGCAUAUAGCUUUUUAUGCUACUGACGUUCGUGCAAAAAUUUUA